Molecule: messenger RNA, 7477 nt
Organism: Mauremys mutica (yellowpond turtle)
Lineage: Eukaryota; Metazoa; Chordata; Testudines; Geoemydidae
Gene: PTBP3
Product: polypyrimidine tract binding protein 3
Exons: 14
Coding region: 182-1747 (521 amino acids)
Biological process (GO): regulation of RNA splicing; mRNA processing
Cellular component (GO): nucleus
Molecular function (GO): mRNA binding
Source: RefSeq, a predicted model, not a curated record
CCCUCCCUCCCUCCGUCCCUCGGCUCCUCUCCCAUCCUUCUCGCGUUCCCCUCCCGUGCCACCCGCCGCCGCGCCGCUCUCCCCCCUCCCCCGGUCCCUCGCCGCUGCCUCCUGUCUGUGCCAUGGAUGGCGUGGAUCUGACGAGCUUCUUUCUUCUGGUAUCACUAACGGGCCUUUUACCAUGAGCAAUUCUACUCCAGCUACAGCUAAUGGGAAUGACAACAAGAAAUUUAAAGGAGACAGAUCUCCCUGCUCCCCUUCUCGUGUCCUUCAUCUUCGUAAAAUUCCAAAUGAUGUCACUGAAGCAGAGGUCAUUUCAUUAGGUCUCCCUUUUGGCAAAGUAACCAAUCUCUUGAUGUUAAAAGGAAAAAGCCAGGCUUUCUUGGAAAUGGCUUCCGAAGAAGCUGCUGUUACAAUGGUGAACUACUACACUCCUGUUACACCUCACCUCCGCAGUCAGCCUGUUUAUAUUCAGUAUUCCAAUCACAGAGAACUGAAGACUGACAAUCUGCCUAAUCAGGCUAGAACCCAAGCUGCGUUGCAAGCAGUGAAUGCUGUGCAGUCUGGAGCCCUAGCCCUUACAGGUGCUCCUGCUACUGAGGGUGGACUCCUUCCAGGUCAAAGUUCUGUUCUCCGAAUUAUUGUUGAAAACCUUUUCUACCCUGUCACUUUGGAAGUGCUGUAUCAGAUUUUCUCCAAGUUUGGAACUGUCUUGAAGAUUAUCACCUUCACAAAGAACAAUCAGUUUCAGGCCUUGCUUCAGUAUGCUGAUCCAAUGAAUGCACAUUAUGCCAAAAUGGCUUUGGAUGGCCAGAAUAUCUACAAUGCAUGCUGCACUCUGCGUAUUGACUUCUCCAAGUUAACAAGCCUUAAUGUAAAAUACAACAAUGACAAAAGCAGAGACUUCACUCGCCUUGACCUUCCUUCUGGCGAUGGCCAGCCCUCCCUUGACCCCAACAUGGCUGCUGCUUUUGGCACCCCAGGAAUAAUCUCUUCACCAUAUGCCGGGGCUGCUGGAUUUGCCCCAGCCAUUGGCUUUCAUCAAGCUGCAGGUCUUUCAGUCCCAUCUCUUCCUGGAGCACUUGGUCCUCUCGCAAUCACCACCUCUGCAGUGACUGGACGGAUGGCUAUUCCUGGAGUUGCUGGUGUUCCAGGAAAUUCUGUUUUGCUUGUCAGCAACCUCAAUCCUGAUGCUAUCACACCUCAUGGGCUCUUUAUCCUAUUUGGUGUCUAUGGUGAUGUACAUCGAGUAAAGAUCAUGUUUAACAAAAAAGAAAAUGCUUUGGUUCAGAUGGCAGAUGCAACCCAGGCUCAACUAGCCAUGAGCCACUUAAAUGGGCAGAGACUUUAUGGAAAGGUGCUCCGUGCAACUCUUUCAAAGCAUCAAACUGUUCAGCUUCCUCGUGAGGGACAAGAGGACCAAGGUCUGACUAAGGACUAUAGCAAUAGCCCUUUACAUCGCUUUAAGAAGCCUGGAUCUAAAAACUUCCUAAAUAUCUUCCCUCCAUCUGCUACUCUGCAUCUCUCCAACAUUCCACCUUCAGUUACUGUUGAUGACCUGAAGAACCUUUUUGCAGAUACUGGAUGUACUGUGAAAGCCUUCAAAUUCUUCCAGAAAGAUCGGAAAAUGGCUCUCAUCCAGUUGGGCACUGUGGAAGAAGCAAUCCAGGCUCUCAUUGAGCUUCAUAAUCAUGACCUUGGGGAAAACCAUCACCUCAGAGUUUCUUUCUCCAAAUCUACAAUCUGACUUUUCUGUGAACUUUCCUAUUAAGACUGCACCACACUUUCAGUAAAACCUUCAGACAGAGACUGAAACAGCUAAGACCAACUCUUGCCUCUUAAAAAAAGAAAAAAGAAAAGAAAAACUCAUGCUGAGUUUUAUGUUCAUGUGUAUUCGUGUACACAGUAAAGAAUCAAGGGAUGAUCUUUUCAUUUGUUUUCUGCCAGUAAUGUGGUCAUAGGUUUAAUAUUCCUCCAGAAACAGUUUCUUCUAUGGAAUUAAUCUUUAGCAACAAUAUUUAUAGUCAAAUUCCCUCCUUUGAAUUAUAUUUCAGGAACACCCUUUUAGUUUUUGUUCCAAAUUAGCCUUACACAACAUUUCCAAGCCUCUUUAAAAUAUACCAUUGAAAGAAUGCUUCAGAUGAAAUACUAAAUCUACUCCUCUGUACGGAUUAAACACUAAUUUAAAUGUGAAAGAGUGCUUGAGUUUCUCAAUGAAAAGCAAGCUUAUACAAUGAAUAUCUAUUGAACAAUAUUUAUUUUAUUGAAUGGUAUAUCCAUAUUUUGGCUGAUCUUUCUGAAUAGCUUAUGCAUUUUUUAAAAAUCUGCAAUUGUUUGUGGAGGUGAAAUUAUUGGAGGAAAGGCAGUGCCUUGUCUCUCCCUGGAGUAAAGUAAAAUCAAAAUAAAUGAGAUCUUUUGAAAUGUGGUAUCAUUGACACUUGUAGCUAGGAAUAGAAUUAUGGAAUGAAAGCUUCAGAUUUUUGAGUUUUUUACCAUGAAAUGAUGUUGUGUAAUAUAACUUUGGAGCAAUUGCAAGGAGAAAAUAGUCCUGAUUUCACACAGUUUUUAACAUUUCUUUUCAGAAAAAAAAUGUUUACAGUCUUAAGGAAAAUAUUCAGGUCUAUCAUAUGGUUUGACAAAUUUUUAAAAAGUUAUUUUUGGUAAGGUCGUCUUUAGAAAAAAAAAAUUAACCUCAAGGGUUUUUUGUACCACUAUAAUCUCUAAUACUUAAAUCAGAAUUACUGUGUAUUUACUUAAUUUCUUAUUAUGUGCCUUAUUAUGUGCUUAUGAUACAAUAGCUUAGAGUUUUAUCUAAAGUAUCUUGAAAACUGUAUUGUGGGCUUGGUGAGAGAUUUUUUUCUUGAUCGAUUAGUUUUUAAGUGUUUUCAUUGUGAUUUUAAAAAUGUUUUUUCAAUAAGUAAUAGUCUGAAUUCAAAUUUUUGGUGCUUUGGUGUAGAGAUGGGGAGGUGGGAAGAAGGAUAACUCAGUGCACAUCCUGUAGGCCUCUUCAAAUUUACCUGGUUACAGUUGGCUGACACCAAUAUUUGGCUGUAAAAAAUUAAUUCCAGUUUCUGGAUCUUAUCUAAUGUUUCAUAAUAUUUUGUCUCAGGAUUCCUUUUUUCCCCUCAGUACUGAGUUUACAGUACUAAAAGGUUGACUUGCUUUCCUUCAUAAAUAUCAUAACUUCAAUACUGAAUGUCCACUUCUGUUUGGAGAGCAAGUUGAGAUGCAAUUCUUACUAUUUUUGUUGAAUGUAGGUAUAAAUUUUAAAGUUAUUUCUAUGAUUGUAUUAAACAAUAUUAAUUUUUUUAUAAAAAGAAAUAUCCUUUUUAGAAGUUAUGUCCGCAGAAAUUUGAUCGAGUUUUUAAAGAACUGUUCCUCUCAAACAUAAAUGGUUGUUUAUUUCUGCUUUUGUAACUGCUAUGAAAGUAGAAAAGAUGUAAAGUUUUUCUGCUGUAAUGGUCUGUGGCACUCAUUCAUCUUGGUUUUUCAUUAAAUCUAUAUUUUCUUUCCCUAAUCCCAGUUGAGGAUUGUCAGACAGGGACAAUUCUGCAAAUUUAUAGAUCCACACUUAUAGGAGGAUGAUGGUCUCUGUAGCAAAAACUGAGUAACCAUCCUGACACAGAAGUAAGAUACAUUGUUUCAAAAAUUUCUGUAGAAUGAUAGGAUUAGGAGCAGGUUAUUGACUUGGCUUCCUACGUUAUAUUGCUUUUUAUGUAGUACAGUAGGCUGAUCAGAAUGAUGAAGUUGGCAAAACUCUAUACAUUUUAUUGUAAUAUAAACAUUGUUUGACAGCAGGUAUGUCUAUCGAGAUAGAUGUGUAUAUUGCGUAGGAGGUGUGCACACAAUGAGUAAAUAUUUUCAAAUAUAUUUAUUUACUGAAAGAUGUAAAGAGACAAGGGAGAAGUAUGAGGAGUAAUUUUUGGCAUUUGUGAUCAUCUCUCUGGCCACCUUCAAGUAGCUGAUCCCAUGUGGGAAAACUUCAAGCUAGUUUCUUCAUAAUUCACAAAAAUGUGUGGGAUUCCUUGGUUCCACAACAUUAUCUUAAAAUAAAACACUGCAUUAGGUUGAUUUUUCUAGUAGAACCUAGCACCCUUCAUUUUCAGGUAGGCCCUGCUUCAGCAAGGUAUUUUAACACAUUUUGCAUCACAAGUAGUUUCACUGAUGUCAGUGGGACUAUUCUUAGGGCUUUCAGACACGUGUACCUUGAUGAAUUGGGCCAUAAUGAAUAUGCUCCUUAUUGCACUUGUUGAUGACAUCUACAUAAUUUAUUAAAACAUUGCCCAUGUAACUUGGCCAACACUGGUGAUUUUUUUUUUUUUUUUUUAAGAAUUGCUGCUACCAGGGAAAGGAAUUAUACUGGAGAUGAAUGUAAUUGAAGCCAGGAAAAGCAACCUUUUAAGUUUGAGUACUAGUAUUGGCAUGUAUAAUAAUGAGUGGCGUGAGUGAGUAUACUGUGUGUAUAAUAUGCUGUGUGUGUAUACAAAUAUGCACAUGACAUGCGUUUUAAUUUAUUGACCCUAUAACAGAAGGUGGGAAUGCUUGAACUAAUCUGAAAAGAUGAGGGAUUUUUGGUGUGGUAUUAAAAAUGGAAGAACAUGUUUAACUUUAAAAAUGUAGCUACGCUUAGUAUAUGGAUAAAGUCAGUUCUGGACUAUUUGCAGUUUGAAUUGUAGAGGCCUACAGCUUACAUGUUGGCACAGAUUUCUGAUGUUUUGUUUCUUUAAAAGAAAAAAUCUGGAGGGUGGAUAUUUCUAUAUUCAGUGUGCUUUUGUUUUGUCAUACAUUUAUCCUGUAUUUUCAGUCAUUCGUUUUUGCUGUUGAUCUGUAGUGUUAUCCCUAUCAACUUAUUUUUAGGUUUGUGUACUUGUUAAAGAUUAUGUCUCUGUGGGAGGACUCUUUUACAUAAGGUGCAGACAUAUCACAAAUUUAAAAAAUAGCAGUACAUUUUAAUUUGUUUGCUUUUAAAUUCAGAGUUCUGGUUAAAGCUCUAUCAAAUUUAUUUUGUUUCCUUGUAUAUUUCCAAACAAACAAAAAUAGUCUCUCGUUUAGUAAGAUAUUUCUUUAGGGAGAGAUCAGGCCAAAAUUGAGAAAUUUAUCUACAAACCUAAGUCCUUAAUUUGACAAGGAGCAGAUCUAGGGUUGCCAAUUUUGGUUGGACAUAUUCCUGGAGGUUUCAUCACAUGAUAUACUUUUUAAUUAAAGAUCAAUCUUGAAUUCCUGGAGACUCCAGGACAAUCCUGAAAGGUUGGCAACCCUAAGUAGCUCUGUGUAGGCAGACCGCUGGCAUAGAUGCAGAGUUCCCUGCAUGAUCAAGGCUUACGAGAGAUUGUGAUCUUUGAAAUAUAGACUCUUUUAAAUCCAAAAGUUCUAAUGCAGAAUAUUCAAAUUUAUUUUUAUUGGUCAGAUCCUGAAUACACGUACCAAAAACAUUCAGAAGCAGAAUUUUGUUUUUCCAUUUUUGUUUAAACACAAAGAAAUUUUAAUAAGUAAAGGCCAUACUGCAGGAACUAACCAGAACAAAACUUCUCCACCUAUGGUGUUGUGUUCAGAGUGCUUAGAGUAUGUUUUCUGCCAGUCCGAAUAUUUUGUAAAUUAGCUGAACCUCACAGAAACUUCUGAAACUUUUAAAGUUUUAAAAUUGUUAUGCUUUUUCUUAAUUUGACUUUAUCUUGUACAUUUGCCCCCUUGGUAGCACUAUUCCUUGUGCACUGAGUCCCAUUCUUUGCCUACAUGUUGAAAAGGUCACCUUCUAAGGAGAGUUGCCUACCUGGCAUUUCCUAUUCUUCAGAUUGAAAACAUCUGUUUAUGUGAAAAAGUAAAUACUUGCUGCACUUGGAAAAAAUAUACCAGUUUGGAGUUUGUAUGAUCAAUAAGUCCAUUCCUUCUGCUACACAUUUAAUUAGACAGAAGGAUGUGUGGAGCUUUCUUCUAAGAGUCUCUGAGACUUGCUGUUUUAUCUUCUGGUAUUCCUACUAACAUGUACUGCUAUUUUUUAAACUAGAAAGAAAGAAAGUGCAACUGCAUUUAAAGCCAUUUUUGUUUGCCUUUACCUUUUGUCUUGGUCUGUUAACGAGAGCAAAACUGCCAGACUUAAAAUAUUUUAUUAUUGUGCUGAAACAAAGCAUUUGAGAUUGCACAGGGCUUUUUCUUUAAAUGAACUUUAACUCCUAUUGUAGUCUAAAGAUCUGUGUGUUAUAUACAAGACUGUUCUCAAUCUUUUUUCAGAGCAAAUUGUAACCAUUAGGAAUUGUGAAUUAUUUCAGAAUAAUUGAAAAUUUCUAAAAUACUUAAUUUCAGGGUUUUACGGAGGAAAAAACCAAAAUGGGACCAAAGUUUAUGUGCCUUCAAUAGUCUUAAUUGAAGUUUUUUUUCUUAUCUAUUUCCGUCUUAAGUGGAAUCAAUACUCUUGUUUUCAGGAAAAUGUGUAUUUAUAUAGUUAAAAAUGAAUGUUGUCCCACUGAUUGCAUGUAUGGACAAUUAAUUGCAACUGUUUCAAUAAGGUUUCAGUUAUCCCUCUCCCUUUACCAUUGCAAUAUUCAUUGUAUGCAGGAAUCCAAAAAUAAUCUGCUUGUGGUGGUGAUGACAACUUGUACCCAGAGAAGCCCCUGAGAAAUGGGGAUGCUUGUGUAGUUGAAAGCCCUUGAUAAUAUCAUAGGUAAAGGAAAGCUUGUACCUUAGCAAGCUAAUAUCAGCACCGUAAACAGUUUUUCAGUUCUUGGAUCUCUGCACAGUAUGUGUGGUAUUAGUGGAAGUCUAAUCACCUACAUAUUAAUGAUUAGUCUUUUCAACCACAUUCAAAUUCUUUUUGGUAUGUUACUCAGUUUCUGCAGAAGUUCAUCCCAGACCCACAACAGCACAAGUCAUAAAAGUUGCUGACCAAGCAAAUUCUUGCAUCAGAAUGUCACCUCAUUGCUCUGACCAAAGACUGUCUGUUCUGGUUUUACUGAGACAUUUUGUGAAAACUUGUCUUUUCUUUCAAGCUCCUCUCUGAAACAAGACCCAGUGCAAAGUGACCUUUUAUUUGAAUCUACUAUUGGUGAAUGGACCACUUAGUGGAAAAUGGGAUUUUAAUGUGAACCAAAUGGUGUGGGAUAAGGCAAGGGGUUAAUGGACUAUUUUUAGUACUGUAUUCAAGAAAAAAUAGCUCGGAGUCACACUCAUUCGCUCAUUUUACAUGAUCUGUUCAAAAAGAUCCCUUUUUCAGCUUGUAAGAAUGUUCAUCUAACACAAGAAAAUGCUGUAAAUAUUUGUAACAACUUUUUUUACCUGGCAAAAAAGGUUUUUGGGAACAAGUUAAAGUAUAAAAAUGGUUUUUAUAUAAACAUCAAUUGUCUUGUAUAUUUUGAUAUGCAACAGUACCAGCUUUCAUUUGUAAAGCAGCUUGUGGCAUUGGAGGAAAAGGAUUCCAUGUCUGUUGAGAUGACUUAUGUUAUAAAUGCAAAGAAGAUGAAAUAUUAAAAAACCUAUUUUCUAA